Messenger RNA from Toxorhynchites rutilus septentrionalis, 2146 nucleotides. RefSeq names its product rac GTPase-activating protein 1 (gene tum). Bases 155 to 2056 code for a protein of 633 amino acids. The transcript has 7 exons. NCBI's taxonomy places the organism in Eukaryota, Metazoa, Arthropoda, Insecta, Diptera, Culicidae. Gene Ontology annotation, biological process: signal transduction. The record is from RefSeq and is a predicted model, not a curated record.
UUCAAGAAAAGAAUGUAACCGUCGUUUCGGGCUGUGUUUCUAUUUGACGCCAAGUGUGUUAAAAUAAUUUUAUUCUGGUUUUCACGGAACAGUUCAGUUUAUUAUCGUUGUGAGAAGUUUGCCGAUUAUUGCCGAAACUGAAAGUUUCGAAAAAAUGGCGAUGGAACUGUCUAUCGUCGCUCAGUUUGACGAAUUGCGAAGGUGCUCGGAUGUUCUCCGGGAUGGAACUGCCGAAAUAGAAUUUUUAAGGUUCGUGCAGCUACAGGAAGAAUGCCGAGUUCAGUGGCUGAAGGCCGUUCAGGAGGCGAAAAGGCUGCAACGAGAGCUCGACGCUGCUAUCCGUGGUAUGUCCGACUUGGAGACAAACAUUUUCCAUGCUCGUAAGCUGCUGGAGGAAGAAAGCAAAGCCAGGAAACAUGCGGAGCACGAACGGGAUGCGAUGGAAAAGAAAAUGUUCGCGGUUUGCGAUAUCCUCAAAAACGAACAAUUUAUCAAGGAUGAAACAAGAGAAAGACUAGCGUUUAUGAACGCUUAUUCCUAUAAGCGGAAAUCCACGCAUAAUCGAACCGACGAGAUGGGUAAUGACAUUAACUCCACUGGUUCCUUUCUAUCGGAUCUAUCGCUGACUCAGUCAGAGGACGACUUACUCGAUGUGAAGAUGUAUCGUAAUAGAUCCCGCCGUGAUCAUAGACCUUCGUACAAUGUUUCGGGUGCAGUUCACGCCGGACACAAGCGAACUAGGCUCAGUCAGGAUGCAUCGAAGAGGAAAAGUAUUAAUGAAAGCAAGAAAAUUAUAGAACUAGGUCCAAACGAAAAAAUAGUGGCCCACACAAAGGUUUCCGUGCCUCAGGACGAUGGACCUAUUUUGGCGGAAUCGAUCAUUCAAGCGAUGCCUUCGCAGCAGCCUCAAUUUGUCGAAUCGAUGUCCCAAGCAAAGACAGUCCCGAAAAAAGAUCCGGAGGCAAAGGAAAAUAUUUCACCGAAUCGCUUCAAAACACCAACGAAAACUGACUCCAAGUACUCGAAGAUGAACAUGUUUACACCGUCUGCUCCUCCAAUCGAAGAGAUGAACCAAAACUACAAUGGAAGUGCACUGCGGACUCCGACAAUGAAGCGAAGUGUUCUAAAACAACAUUCGUUCACUGGCAAGACGUUCCUCAAAUCCGAAACAUGUACUCAGUGCCAGCAAAGGAUUCGUUUCGGAUCAGUCGGAUUACGUUGUCGAGAGUGUAAGGCAGUCGUCCAUUCGGAUUGUCGGGAUCAGAUGAAAAUUGCUUGUAUUCCACAAAGUUCUGGAACGCCCACAAAUAAAAAUCAACAGGCACUGGGGAACUUAGCUGACUAUGCGCCAAACGUGGGUCCGAUGAUCCCCGCGCUGAUAGUCCACUGUGUUAACGAAAUAGAGAUGAGAGGCCUCACCGAAGUGGGUAUAUACCGAGUGCCUGGUUCUGAGCGCGAGGUUCGCACACUGAAGGAGAAAUUUCUGCGUGGCAAGACAGUCCCAAAUUUAAGCAAUAUGGAUAUAAAUGUACUUUGCGGGUGUGUGAAGGACUUUUUGCGUUCCCUGCGGGAGCCUCUCAUUCCGCUGGAUCUGUGGAAAGACUUCUCCAAUGCCGUACAAGCGAUUUCCUCCAGACAAAAGCAGCAGGAAUUGUUUGAAGCUAUCGCAAAAAUGCCUCAACCCAAUCGGGAUACUCUGGCCUACUUGAUACAACACUUCCAGAGGAUCGAUCAGUGCAAAGAAGUAAAAAUGCCGCUGGAGAACCUGGCACGAGUUUUCGCCCCGACCAUUGUUGGUUAUUCCAGUCCGGAUUUGGACGCGCACGCCACCUUCGCUGAGACCGUUAUUCAAUUCAAUGUCUUGGAGAGUUUGCUCAAUAUUCCAACUGAUUAUUGGUCCCAGUUUAUUGCUAUCGAAGAGCCUGCCCGGGAGGAUGACCAAAAGCGUUUCGCAACGCUAAAUACCAAGUCUUAUAUGGGGACACCGCUGCUGAAAAGUGGAAGGAAGGAACGCAAAUUUUACGCUACUCCACCAUAUCCCACAAAGAAGAAAUAAUAGCCGUUUUCAGUUAACUCUUUAUGUAAGAUACUUACCUCUAAAUAUUAGGUUUAUGUUUUUGUUUAUAAGCUGAGUUCCGUCUAUUAU